AUGCCCAAUGCAGAAUUGUACAAAACUGCUCGUUUGAGUCCUCUUUCUCUCAAAUACUAUGGUCUGUGCUUGCAGCCAGGAAAUUAUACAGUCAAACUGCACUUUGCUGAAAUAGUUUUCACUCCUGGCCCGACAUAUGGCAGUCUUGGAAGGCGUGUAUUUGAUGUAUCAAUCCAGGUGAUUUGGAUCGUUUGGACUAACAAUCUUGAUGAAUGCAUAUAG
Molecule: messenger RNA, 222 nt
Organism: Spirodela intermedia
Lineage: Eukaryota; Viridiplantae; Streptophyta; Magnoliopsida; Alismatales; Araceae
Source: the annotation of a GenBank genome assembly